GCGCCGCCGUAUAUAAGCGGCGCGGGGUCCUCGUGGCGCGGUCCUGUCACGCUCGCACGGGGUGGAGGCUGAGGUGGCGAUGGCGGAUUUCGAUCCUUACGACGAUCGGGCCUACAGCAGCUUCGGCGGCGGCCGGGGGUCUCGUGGUGGUGGCCUUGGUUCACGCAAACAGAAAGAGCUGCCAACAGAGCCCCCCUUCACAGCCUAUGUGGGAAACCUCCCCUUCAACACUGUCCAAGGAGACAUAGAUGCCAUCUUCAAGGAUCUCAGCGUAAGGAGUGUACGACUAGUCAGAGACAAGGAAACAGAUAAAUUUAAAGGAUUUUGUUACGUAGAGUUUGAUGAAGUGGAGUCACUCAAGGAAGCUCUUACAUAUGAUGGUGCACUUUUGGGUGACCGAUCACUGCGAGUGGACAUAGCGGAAGGCAGAAAACAGGAUAAAGGUGGCUUUGGUUUCAGAAAAGGCGGACCUGAUGACAGAGGAAUGGGAGGAGGUUCCCGAGAAUCCAGAGGAGGUGGAUGGGAUUCCAGAGAUGACUUCGGUUCUGGAUUCAAAGACGACGAUUUCCUGGGAGGCCGGGGUAGAGGAGCUCGCCCUGGAGACCGACGGCCACCAGGUGCCUUAAUGGGAACUGGUGGCACUGGUCGUUUCCGAGAUGGGCCUCCGCUUCGUGGAUCCUCCAUGGACUUCAGAGAGCCAACAGAAGAGGAAAGAGCGCAGCGGCCCCGGCUUCAGCUCAAACCUCGAACAGUUGGUACUCCCCUCAAUCAAGUAGCCAACCCAAAUUCUGCUAUCUUUGGUGGAGCCAAGCCCCGAGAGGAAGUAGUAAAGGAGCACGACUGAGCUUGGUGUUGAGAGGGAAUGGGGAGGCGGGAGAAAACGCAAGACAGUACAGAGUGACUAGCUCUGCUGGAAUGUCAACCCUGCAGUUUACCAUUCCUGCCAUCUGGCAUUUGUCCUCUUUGAAACCGAAAACACAGAGCUUGUGAAUGCAUGUCAGCUGUUAACAAGUGGUUUUUAGUAUGUUCUUGGCUUUGCUGUAUCUAGUGCCUGCUUUGUGCUGAGUUUCCUCUUCUGUUUCCUUCCGAGCAGCACAGUUGCCAGUAGAUAAGGCGGUGUGGCUGCUUCCACGAGUGUGGAGGUCUAUGGACAAAGGUGCUGCUUCACUUCCUCCUUUCUGGGUUUAUUUUACUUUAGAAGCACAGGUUAGACUUAGUUAUUGCCCUGUAUUGUUUCCUUUCACUUCCUCAGUGCUCCUCUUCUGACCCGCAUGUCUUGUUCUGUAUUGCUGUGGCUCUGAAGAGGAAAACUGGAGAGUCCAGAUGAGUUGAACUGAAUAAUUUACAGUUCUAACCAUGUGGUGAAAUACCAUUUAGGAUAAUUGAUGAGUAGUUGUAUAGAGCAGAGCCCCUUAUAAAGCUAAGGAGGUAGCUGCCCUUUCUCACAGGUUACCUGGAAGUAUCAAUAGCUGCAAAUAAAGUUGGCUGACAAGCCUGGCAAAUAGGUGGAAUCAGUAUGGAUAAAGCACCUGCCAGCAGAGUGCUGCUGAUUGCUUUUUGUAGACUUCAAAAUGGUAUGAUACUACACUCCUGAGCUUGAAGUUAGUGCUGCAAAACUGUGCCUGUUUGAGCACAGCUGCUCACUGGCUUUUUUUCUGCUUAGAUUUCUUUAGGUUUUACAUGUUUGGUAAGUUUUUAAAUGAAGUUUCUACAGGUAAAAUUGACUUUUUUAUUUUUCUUUAUGGAGUAUAUACUUUGCCAUGCAGUAUGUAAUUGCCAUUAUCCCCUGUAUUUCUUUGCCCAGUGGUGUACAGUUUUAAGACCUCUGCUUUCACAGUACCAUUAAAAUGGGCAGAUUAGAAAUAGUUAUGCUAUAGAUUCUCUUCAUGUAGAAGUUUGGGUGAAAAGCAUUUCUAAUUGCUGCAUCUCUCUGAACUCCAAGUGUUUCUUGCAGUUGUUGGGUGUUCUGUGUGGGAGGAGGGAGGGGAAACUGGCGCUAAGGGGGAGAGAGCACAUGAUGUUUGACAACAGGAUCUGGAUCUUUAACACUGAAGGAUGGAUACAUCCAAUGCAUGAGAAAUGUGGGCCCCUACUACCAGUGCUGACAGCUUUCAGAUACAACCAGCACACCAAAGUUCUUGGAAGCAUGGCUGCUUCACUGCCAGCAUCGCUGCUAGUGGUGAAUUUCUUCUUAAAGUUACUUCUGUCAUGUCAGAGUCCCAGCAACUCACAGAACUACUCUUUCCUUCCUUCUGCCUGUCACUUAAUCUGCUUCUGAGAUAAGAACCAUUUGUCUAACACUAAUAAUUAAUUUAAGACAGACAUGCAUUUGUGUGGUUGUAUUCCAAACCAAUUAGUGACCUAUUUACAUCUUCAAUGUGGAAAAGAUUUUAAGAACAAACUCCCAUAUAAAAUUCACCUCUAGUCAAGACAGUUGACUUUUAAAUGUUUAAAAAAAAAAAAAAAAAGAACAAAAAAAAAAAAGAAAAAAGAAUUCCAAACACUUAACACAUUCUGCUUCAUAACAAAAUAAAUUUAUGGAUAUGGUAUUUUGUGAAUGAUCUUUUAAAUAAAAGAAAACAUUAAGUAAUAUUUAACACUGGUCUUUAUUUGAGUCUGCCGUAGCUUGUGUCCAUCUCCCCCCCCAAAGUUCUUUAAUGCUGUAUUAAUUUGGAAGUAAGAGACACUUAAAUAAGGGGGGUUGGAAAGAUGAAGGGAAGAAAUAUAAGACUGUAGUGCUGGACAAAUCCAGGCUGUAGGAGGCAGUGAAGUAAAAUCACGUAGAAGAGGAAGCAAGCUCAAGUUUAGUCCUGUGGCUUCAAGCUCUACUGCAAAGGCUGCAGGGCAGAAUUUGGAAGUAGUUCAGCUUGUGUUUCCUAAAGCUCUUGGUAAACAUUUUCCAGCAGCUGAGUUCUGCUGCCCUCUGAAAGCAGUGCCCUGUGUGAUGAAGGGCAGAACGUGUGCUUUCAGUUGGAGUGGUGGGUUUUAGUGUGGUGUGUUUGGUAAGGCAGCAUGAACAGAUCAGCUGGCUGUUUUUCUGCCUGGUUUCUCCCAACCUUACUUGAUUUGUUUCCUGCUGGAUGUAACUGUUAAUGAUGUUGCUGCCCUAUGUCUUUCAAGUACAUGCAUACUGCAGGGUGAGUUAAAAGCCAUGUGUUUAGUUUUGUAAUAGAAGAAAUGAGCUUUGGCCUUCCUACUGGUUUUACUGCUUUCCAUAGUAUGAAAUGAUGGGAAGUGUUAGUCUUCCAGCUGUUCAGUCUGCUGUGUAUCCUCAAACUUGCUAUCCUGACAGCUUGAGCAGAGGAUCCAAAUCCCUCUCAGGAGUGACUUGCUGAGGCAGGCUGUACAAGCACUGACUGUCCAACAUGGCUGAUCUCAGAUGCAGAAGGGCUAAUUGGCUGGAGAUGGCAUCCUUCAGCUGCUUCCACAAGGCUUGCUCAUAGUUGGUCUUGCAAACAUAACUGUGGUGGCAAUAAUUUCAUUACUCUGCAUGGUUGUUUUGUUUUUUUUUAGUUGAAGUGACACUGAUUUGUGAGGGGAGGAAAAAAAGCUCAUCUCCUUCAAGUUUCUCUACCCGCUGACCUUUCACUCAGUAGUUUUCUACUAGUGAAAGCAGCUCAAUCCCAAAAUAGUCUGUUUUUAGUAGUUCAGACACAAAUUUGCAUUGCCUGGUUUCCUUUGGGUUCCACCUUAUGUGGACAGUUGAAAAGGCUUUUAUUUCCAUAGGGUUGGUUGUUUUGUAGGAGGAAAGGAGGUGACUCCCAGCAGCAAAAGGCAGCUCCAGCCUUGUGCUUCAGGGCUGACUGGUGUGUGUGAAGUGCUGCCGAUCUGCUGGUGUGACUGAGGAGCCUGCUGUGCUGACACUGAAGUUCUGUUAGGUGCACUGCAGCUGUGGUUGAGAGUUACAGCCAAGACUUGCAGUCCUGGGGCCAUUUUGAGUAGUGCUGGUGUUUUUACAACCUGUCCUGUGAGUUCUGUUGUAGUUUCAAUACCAGCUGCAGCACAUAGCCUGCUGGGAGCAUCGCUGCCUGUAGUGAGAGCUGCUGAUUUUGUCUUAAGAGAAAUAAGAUCUGGAAAAUCUUAGAGCAAAUCCUAUUACAUCUUUCUGUUUAAAAAAAUAAAAUAGUAAUCGAGCUGGUAAAUCUUGAAAUACAACCAUCAGAGCACAGCACAUUUCACAGCUUCUCUUGUCCCACUGUCUGCUUUCAACAGGAGCUCUUUGCAGCGAUUCCUCCAGGCCUGUCCCCAUUCACCUGGGGUGUCUGCCUGCUGCAAGCAGUGCACUUUGAAGCCAGGUGUAGGUGGCUGAUCUUCUAACCUUGCAGCACUCCUUUGUGUGGAAGUGCAUCUCAUGGUUGCUCGGAUGCUUUCAGCAGGAGCAGGUCGGUAAGCCUUCAUCCCAGGGCUCUGGAGGACAGGAUGUUAGUUGACAUCCUGACGUGUUGUGGCGCAGGUCAGUCAGCACUGCAGUGCUCAGGAGUCCCUUGGAUUGGAUUUGUGGGAUUUUGCAGUUUUGUAGGUGAUGGUUGUCUCAUAUUUUUACACAAAGGAAUUUCUGGGGCUGGAGAGGAGUUUGAUUUCCAGCUGAGACUGGAGCGUUCUAACCUGGUAGAAUCCCUCCUUGUGUCUGCCACUUAUCCCACUACACGAUUGCUAGGAACCAAGUGUAUUUGAAGUAGCAGAGGGCCAUCUUUUAGUGGGUACAUGCAUUUUAUGUUUAUAUAUUCUGCAGUUUUUUCUGUUUGUUUUGUGAUACUGUUUGCUCUAGUGAUAUUAAAGCAAGCUAAACACAGCCAUUUAAAGCAGUGUAACCAUAUUCAUUGCCUUUGCUUUCUGAAAUGGUUUAAUCCUGUAGUGACUCUCAAGCCUGGUGCACAUUAGUAAUAGCAAUAUCCUGAUGAUGUUCUGGGCCAGCUGGAGAAAUGUCCUUCCAAAGCUCCACGUGUGCAGCUUGCAGCUUUUCUGCUCUUCAGGGGCUGUGCAGGAGCCCUGCUGCCGUCUGCUCUCUUCUGUGCAAAACUCAGAUGGACCCAAGGAAUGGAGAUCAGGCUGUGGCUGCGCACAGUGUCACAGUGGCACUGUUAUUAGGUCGUACAUCACAGUCCUCAUGUUACUGUAGCUGUUCAGGUUACUCAGUCAAAAGCAUUUUAGGGUUUCCUGUUCCAUAGCUUUUCCCAUAGCUGAGUGACUCUGUGGCUUUGCCUGCUCCUUGCAGACUGGUUUUAACUUCCUUCAGCUUCCCUUGUUUCUGUCCCUUUUGCAGCAAAGUGUGCCCAAGGGCUUUAAGGACCUCCAGCACCCUUACAGAAAUGCUGCUUACCUGUGAGUUCCUGCACUCCCCAAGGUUGGUGUCAUUGCUGGGAACAUUGCUGGUUGCCACCUUGCUGCCCAGUAGGUUUCAACCAGGUCAGUGUUCAUCGUGGCAGGGAUUUCCUUCCCACUAUGAGAUGUUUUGUUUUGUCACCGUGCUCCCAAAAUUUGCCUCUUCCUUUUAAAAGAACCAAAAUAAUAAAAAAAAAUCACUGAGUACCUCUAUGAACCCCUGCAAAACCUGUACUGUAACGAAUCUGUACAAUUUGUAUUGCUGUACAAAACUCCAAUAAAAGCAUUCAAACCUUC
Messenger RNA from Lagopus muta (rock ptarmigan), 5619 nucleotides. It is a transcript of the gene EIF4H, whose product is annotated as eukaryotic translation initiation factor 4H. The record is from RefSeq and is a predicted model, not a curated record. NCBI's taxonomy places the organism in Eukaryota, Metazoa, Chordata, Aves, Galliformes, Phasianidae. Gene Ontology annotation, molecular function: RNA binding. The coding region runs from base 80 to 844 and encodes 254 amino acids. The transcript has 7 exons.